Selaginella moellendorffii is the source of this 1323-nucleotide messenger RNA. RefSeq names its product (R)-mandelonitrile lyase-like. Lineage: Eukaryota; Viridiplantae; Streptophyta; Lycopodiopsida; Selaginellales; Selaginellaceae. Bases 10 to 1224 code for a protein of 404 amino acids. The record is from RefSeq and is a predicted model, not a curated record. The transcript has 4 exons. Gene Ontology annotation, molecular function: flavin adenine dinucleotide binding; oxidoreductase activity, acting on CH-OH group of donors.
UUGAUCGCUAUGUUGAAGUUUCACUUGUUCUUCAUCGCGGUGAUCUAUUGCACGCUUCGGAUCAUUGAGGCCAACGAUGAUGGUGCUGUUUCAUUUAUCAGGGAAGCAAACAGCACAACUCUAGAGCACAAGUAUGACUAUAUUGUUGUUGGAGGAGGAACUGCUGGCUGUGCGAUCGCUGCAACCCUAUCUCAGCGCUACAAAGUUCUUGUUCUCGAGCGAGGCGGCUCCCCGUAUGGAAAUCCGCUGCUCUUGCGGAUCGAGAACUCUGGGAACACCUUCGCCAACCCGGGUGGAUUGGAGGCUCCCAAUCAGGCAUUCACUUCCGAGGAUGGCGUCGCAAGCAUCAGGCCAAAUGUUUUGGGAGGAGGCAGCAGCAUCAAUGGAGCCGUCUACAAUCGUGCUCCAGACGAGUUUAUCAGCGAUGCCAAGCUCGACAAGAACUUGGUCGAGAGCUCGUACGCUUGGGUGGAGAAAGUGGUGGCAUCCAGGCCAAGAAACUUCAGUGCUUUCCAGAAUUCCAUCCGUGGAGCACUGCUCGAAGUCGGAGUAACGCCAGAUUUUGGUUUCACCUACAAGUACGUUGUUGGAACAAAAACGACUGGAAACACAUUUGAUAGCCACGGACAGCGUCAUCCAUCUUCAGAUCUUCUUCUCGCUUAUGCAAAUCACAAGAACAUCGAUGUGCUGCUCCAUGCCACAGUCUACAAAGUCUUGUUACAAGGAGGAGGCAGCCGUGGAGUUCUAUACACUGACAAUCUUGGCCGCUCUCACACAGCUCUUCUCAGCUCUGAAAGAAGUGAAGUUAUAAUCUCUGCGGGUGCUCUGGGAAGUCCACAGCUACUUAUCUGCAUUGCCGGAGUCAACACUUUGGAGGAGAUGGUGCUCUCUCGAUCCAUGGCAGCGCUGGUGUUUGGGAAUCAGUCCCUUCCAUCUGGAGGCACGGUGUCUUCGCCGGAUCGAAGAAAUGCAACGCUCGUUGCGAGUGGAUCUGUGAAUAGAACCAUCAGCGAGUUUUGCCGGCGAAGUGUUUCGACGAAUUACCACUACCAUGGGGGAUGCCCGCUUGGGGAAGUGGUCGACUGGAGCUUCCGAGUGAUGGGCUUGAACGGAUUGCGGGUCGUGGAUGGAUCUACUUUUUUGUCAACUCCUGGAACCAAUCCUCAAGCAACAGUGAUGAUGCUUGGGAGAUACGUUGGAGUUGAAAUUCUGAAAACACGAUAGAAUGGCAAUGGCUACAUUGCUGUGGGGCUAGCACUCAAUAUUUCAAGGAAUAAAUUAUAACAUUGUGGUAAGAAUUAACAUUUGAGACAAGCAUUUAUA